This is a messenger RNA of Trachymyrmex septentrionalis, 586 nucleotides long. RefSeq lists its product as uncharacterized. The transcript is spliced from 2 exons. Bases 181 to 486 code for a protein of 101 amino acids. The record is from RefSeq and is a predicted model, not a curated record. NCBI's taxonomy places the organism in Eukaryota, Metazoa, Arthropoda, Insecta, Hymenoptera, Formicidae.
CAGACACAGACAGUCCCACAGGGGUGGGCAUUUACUUUCCAAUAUUGCAGUUGAAUCUCUCGCAUCGUCUUCCGGCGGGCAUCUCAGCUUUUACUGCAGAAGCUUGGGCAUUGCUGGUUGCUGUGAAAUUGAUCUGCGAGGAGCACUGUUUUAGAACUGUUAUCUUUACCGACUUCAAAAAUGUCUUGGAGGCUAUCGCGUCAUCUAGAACUAACAACGGUAUGCGGAUUGAUCUUGUCUGAAUUCCCUCUCAUAAGGGUAUCCAAGGAAAUGAAAAAGCUGACGAACUUGCUAAAUUGGGAGUUAGAAAUGGCACUCGGAUGGAUAUCAAGAUUCCAUAUACGGACAUACUUGCGGAUCCUAAAUCUAUCUUUACUAGACAGUUCCGGGACUAUCUUGAUGGUAAAUUUUUAUAAAAAGAAUUAUUAUAUGAACAAUAUUUUCGAGAUUCCUCACCGAAGACUUGGUACGCAAAACUCAUUCUGAAAAGGGAAGAAAUCAUUUUAAUCAACCGCAUCAGAUCUAAUCAUUAUAUUAGGUUAAAUAAAAAGUCAUCGCGUUUUUUUAAAAGACAUCUAUCAGUAAA